AUGUCAGAUGAAGAGGUAGCUCGUGUUACUCCAGACUUGACAGGUUUGUUAUCAACUUCAGUACCACCUCCGGGAUUUUCAAUUGACGGUUCCACGACUUCAGUGAGUGAUUUGACAAUAGCCACUCCAGGUUCCAGUUCCAUUAACUGCAAAUCGCUGAACGUUGGUUAUCCUCCUCACUGGCCUGCUACACUCCCUGAUCUCAAUCUGUCUGUUUUCCAAGAUGACACCACUCAGCCCCCUGAUGCACUCUGUCUAACCGAUGAUGAUGCACUUGAUAUAGCUGCUAAUUGUGCAAGCUCUACGGGUGUAUGCUUAGAUAUGCAAGAUAAAGAAGAACAUUGA
Messenger RNA from Schistosoma turkestanicum, 345 nucleotides. NCBI's taxonomy places the organism in Eukaryota, Metazoa, Platyhelminthes, Trematoda, Strigeidida, Schistosomatidae. The record is from the annotation of a GenBank genome assembly.